UGCUUUCAUUUAUAAUCAAAAGCUCGGCAAUUACUCUUCAGCGGCUCUGUUGUUCGACAGGGAGGGGAAGGAAGGCUCGGCCGGCGCCCCCCGCUCGGGCAGCAGCUGUGGUAGCGCCCAGGCUCGUGGGUUGGCGCGCGGUUCGAAAAGUGCGGGGCGCGCGCGCCGGGUCUGAGGGCUGCCUUCCCCUGAGCGCGGCUCCCUCCGCUCAGCGCCCCUUCCCCGGAGCGCGGCUCCCUCCGCUCAGCGCCCUUUCCCCUCAGCGCCGCUCCCUCCGCUCACCUCCCCUUCCCCGCAGCUCCGGCUCCCUCCGCUCCUCUCUCAAGGCCGGCUGCUGGGGCUCCCAGGGCUCCUGACUGCGCUGCUCUUACACCCGUUCCGCCCCUGGGACGCCUCUGUCACCUGCGAGCCUCGGCGCGGGUCAGCCCCGGCUCCUCGGACGAGUCGCGAUUUCAGCAGCGCCCUGCGAGGUCUGAAGGGCCGCAGGGAAGCAGCGGGCACGGAACGCACCAGUUCGGGUCUCACAAACGCUCCAAAGCACUUCCCAGCUCCUCCUGUGGCUGCAUAAAGUCAAAUACUCGGGGCUGUAAACGGGCAGUGAUUCUGAGAAAUGGACGAGGGCAUUUUUCAAGCUUAUGAGGAUGAAAUCCAGGCACUGGAAGAAGAAAUUAGGCUAUUGACGGAAAAAUAUGAAGAUAUGCAACAAGAAUCCAACUUCUUUUCUGAUGAGGAGAUACUGAAGUCAAUAAACUCAUUCCAAAGAGAAACUCAGGGAGAAACCAAGGGACAUGAAUCUCCAUCUGACCUGAAAGCUCAGCUUGAAAGUCUAGAAGCAGAUCUCUUAUUUUUAACAGAAUUUACUGGGUUUCAUUUCACUAGCCAUUCCCAGAAAACAGUGGAAAAAACUCAAAAUGGGACAGUGCAGAAGCACAAAUUAUCAGGGAAGUGUCACUCCCUGCCUUUCCAACUGGAAUUCCAGCUUCUUGAAAUGCAGAACAAUGAGAAAGUGUCUGCUGUUGUUAGUGAUCUCAGCAUUGUAAUGGAAUCCACAGAAGAUUCAAACGUGAGCAAGUUUCUGUCACGCACUGAAGAAUGUGGAGAUAUUCUAACAUUUUUCAGAAGCCUUUCAACUUAUGCUGAGUGGUAUGAACAUCGUAGACACACUUUCCUGCAUUUCAAGGCCAAGUAUCCUGACAUUGUGACCCUUCCCGAAGGACUGCUGGGAGAUUUUAUAAUUCUAAAGAACCCCAAAGUUUCUGGGUUUGAAUUGAUGAUUGUCUGGAAGAUCCAUCUUGAUGAAGAAGGGACCACCACACCUGUCCUGGACCUGCUGCCCAAAGUACCAGAGCAAGUCCUGGAGCAGAAGAUGAGGAGGGUGGAGAGCAUCCCUGGCAACUUCCGGAGCGCGCUCCGGCUCUUCGGGAUCGAGGCAGCCAUCGAGAACCUGAUCAAAGUGCUGGGCUCAGAAGAAUGAAUGCCAGCAUCAUUUACACUAGGUAGCAAUUUCAAAAGUAGUUUUAAUUAAGAUAUUGUGUUACACAGUCUGUAAUUUUAUUGAAUAUAAACAUUAAGUUAUUUUCCAUUUAGAAACCAUACUCAUAAAACAUGCUAUCUGUACAAUUAUGGCACGUUAUAUAUAAAUUGUCAUGACAUGAAAAUAAAUACAGCCAUUUAAAUACAAAAAUGCCAAAUAAAAUAGUUACAUGUA
Molecule: messenger RNA, 1708 nt
Organism: Vidua chalybeata
Lineage: Eukaryota; Metazoa; Chordata; Aves; Passeriformes; Viduidae
Gene: CENPP
Product: centromere protein P
Exons: 9
Coding region: 611-1474 (287 amino acids)
Biological process (GO): CENP-A containing chromatin assembly
Cellular component (GO): nucleus; chromosome, centromeric region
Source: RefSeq, a predicted model, not a curated record